AUGGAGCAAAAUUCCGCCGCCGCAUACGGCGGAGUAAUCAGCUACGAAGCAAAACUGAAAGAAUUACUCCAUAGAAUCACUUCACCGGAGAUAAAGCUAUGUUCCGACGCCACAAAAGAGUUCGUAAAGCUCUUAAAGAGCGACAACGGAGCAAAACUCCUCCGCGACUACGUUCUUGGUUCUCCCAAAUGCUCCGAGUUACUAGAAGCCUGGAAGUUACGACAAGGAAAACAAGAUAAAUUCGCGCGGUUGAUUGUUACGGAUUAUUUGAAUGAUUUAUAUAAAGAGUUGAAUGGGAAGGAAUUGAAACGGCAGAAAGCGGUUUUGUUGCUUUUGGCUUCGAUUGUUCGGCGGGGAGCGGGUAUAGCUUCGGAGGUUGCGAAGAGUUUUGAUUUUAAGGUUGCUGGAUUCACGGCAUUGGCGAAGAGGACGAGGAAAAGUGAAGGUAAGAGAGAGGUUCUGUUGAGGAAGUCGUUUGUUGGAUUCGCGAUGUCGUUUUUAGAGGUUGGGAAACCGGGAUUGUUGCGGUGGAUUUUGCAGCAGAGGGAGAUGUAUUCCGGCGUGCUUCGUGGAUUGGAGAAUGAUGAUGAUGAGACUGUUGUUUUUGUUUUGUCUACUUUGAGGGAUUAUGUUCUUGUUGAGGCGUCGUUGGUGCCACCGGGGUUGAGGAGUGUUUUGUUUGGGAGUGUUACUUUGGAGCAGUUGGUUGGGAUUUGUGGAAGGGAAGGUGGUGGAGAUGCUGCUAAAAUUGCUUUUGAUGUUCUUGUUUUGGUUUGUACUGAUCCAAGUAAUGGAUUGAUGCCUGAUUCGAAGAAGCGUCCGCAUCCUUUGAAGGGUAAUCAGAAGAGGAUGAUGGAUUUGUUGAAGAAGAUGUGGCCUACUGAGGUUCAGUAUCAUAGGGAUUUGCUUUUGGCUAUUGUCAAUGCCCGGCCUUCUUUUGGUUUGUUGUACUUAAAAGAGUUUCCUCACAAUGUUGAAAACUAUAAAUCAUCUUCAUGGAUUUUUGCAGUAUCUUUGGCAGCUGAUUUGGUUUCUUCAAUCAGCAAUGGCAUUUCCAAGGAAUUUGGUAAUUCCCGAUCAAAUGUUUCUUCCUCGAUCGACAACAUCGAUUUACUCGACAUUGUGAAGUGCUUGUUUCCUCGUCCAUUCAGCAGGUCAAUGUUUAAUAAGGGGUUGCAUCAUGCUAACUCUUUUGUGAAACAUGGUACUCUAAGGCUUCUUCUGGAGUUAUUAAAACUGCUGGAUUCCCUUUUUGGUGGUUUGAAUCAUAGUUCUAAUUCAGACAAUCCUUUGAUGCAACAUAUGGUAUCUGUCAAGCAAGAAAUUCAGAAUUAUGUUCAACCUUAUCUUCCUGAUCUGCAAGUUUUGUUAAAUUUACUCUCCUCUUUAGAUACGUGUUAUGAAUCUAAUAACUCUAGUUUGAAGAGAAAUGCAUCCCAUCAUGAGCAUGAUGGGAAUAGUAGAAAGAAGUUAAAAAUGGAUACUUCUGAGAGUGACAUAGAUAUAAUUGUUGGCGGGAUAAGUUCUGCUCCAGAUAUUGAUUUGAGUGGUGACACAGGAACUGUUGACGAUGCACUUAAAGAAGAUGCACCAGAUGAUGCAGAGGAUCUCAAGAAUAGCGUUGGGGAAGUAUGGGGUUUGGACCUUCAUUCCAUUGAUAUUAGCACCCUGAAAGAUGCAGAGUCAUACUUACUGUCUAAGCUGCUUGAUGCUCUCAGAUAUUAUCAUCGGACUUUGCCUUCAACUUUGGAUCAUUCCUUUGAUUCUUUCAAAGCUCUUCUUAAAAACCCAUUAGAGUUAACAAGUCAUCUGCAAGUCUCACUGUUGUCUUUGCUUGUUGAAUUCAUUCAAUGGUGUCCAGAGAAUGAAAUUCCUAUAAGAACUCCAGCCAUGUUGUACAAAUAUCUACAACCAUUCACUACUUUGUUUAUGUUUUCACCAAUAAAAAAGGCAAGGAAUCUGGCAUACCGGCUGGCCGUGGCAGCUAUGUUCAGUACUGGUGCUUUUGACGGGAAUUUUCAUGAGAUACAUUCAUGGUUUUUGUUUUUACCAGGUUUUCAAUGGGAGCAAUCCCCGGUUAAUAUCUUGGAGGUGGAUGUUUUACAUAAUUUGACCUUGUUUGUUAUAACAUUCUUAUGUGAUGCUGUUUCUACAAUCGGGAAUAGUUUAGUAAAAUAUUGGAACAUCCUUAAGAAUCGUAUACACUCUUCGGAAGGUGAUAAAGAUUUAUCUCCUGAUGUUAGUCCUUUUAUCAUAUGUGUACUGGAGAAGUGUCUAAAGGUGAUCCGAUCAAAAUCAGGAACCUGCUCGUUGCCUAAAAAAUCAAUAGUAUUAUCAUACACUUGCAACACAGUGAAAUACCUCUUGCAAACACAGGUCAAUGCUGAAUUGCUAUCUUCUGUAGUUAAUGCAGACUUGACUGAGAGACUUGGCGACAGUUAUGAAUAUGAUGAAGUCUUUCCUGAGUGGAAGCCUUUGAAGAAUUUGUUGGAUUUUGUGGAGGGUAUUUCACACCAACAAAAUUGUUGCCUUUUAUCUGGAAAAGAAGAAUCUGUCCAUCCUGAUGGUUCUUUAGGAAGUUCACUUGGUGAUGUAAAUAGACUACUAGGUGGAGGGGAUGAUCAUCGGAUGGCUGAAACAACUGUAGCUCUCAUAUCCUCCAUUGCAUGCGAAAAUACUGAUAAAAUAUCCAUGGAUCUGCCAUCAAGCGUGGUCAUUUCACGUGACUUACUUGACGUUCCUUUCUCUCUCCUGUCGUCUAUAUAUUUUCUUGAUUAUAGUGUUCUUGUCCAUGCUUCUAAGAUGUGGCCUGUGACGUUUUAUGCUGGCUUGGAUAUGGCCAUAUCAGAUCUGUGCAGUGAUAGUCAAAAUGCUGCUCCUAUUGAGACAUCUGAUCUUACAUUUUGUCCAGACUCUCUAACUUGUGGCCAACUCUUAGAUGCUUUUGAACCUGAUUCUGCUGCAUUUAGUAUCAUUCUAAAACAAGCACCUUUCCAUGUGAUAUUUCCUGCAAUGAUGUGUAUGAAUGGUCAUUGUGCAUCGAAGCUUUCUAAGAUGCAAGAUCUUCUGCUACAUAAGUUAUGUGAAUUCGUAAAUGACCACUCACUCCUUCCCAGUCUGCAGCUUGUGCUGUUUUGGACUCAUCAGAUUCAGCAAAGUCAUAAAGUUAUCCCAUUAGCUGAAAUAGAACAACUUUUGAAUAUCUGUGUUGUUCUUGUACAGAACCUAUUAGCAAAGUUAUUGGUUCCGGAAAGUUCUGAUUUGUCUAUAAAAGACUCUGCUUUCUCUUUCUCAAGCCAUUACGUUGAAGAAGUUAUUAAAACCAUUUGUUGUCAUCCCUCUGUUUUGAUAUCAUUAUCCUUUUCUUUAGGAAAUAGCCAGAACAUUUCGAAUGGAAAUACAGGAACCGACUUUGAUAUCCUAAAUGUACUAUCCAGUGAGGGGUUUAAAAAAUUUGGUAAUCCAAUUUUAGACAUAUUGACAAUGACUCUAGACAACACGUGGUCGUUAUUCAGUACCCACCUUUGUGGAUCGAAAGCUGAAGACGUCACUAAUAAUUUUGUGAAAAUCUUUAAAGGGCUUCAACAGAAGCUGUUUCUGGAGGUCAAGAAAAGAUUUGAGUUGUGCAUUGGUACUAAAGAUACAACGCCUCUCCUUCCAACAUUGUAUGCCUUACACACUUUGCAUCGGUUUCUAUCCCCUUUUCAGCUCCUUGAAUUAGUAGAUUGGAUGUUCAAUAGAGUUGGGAUGGAUGAUUUGCCAACUAAGAUGUCCUUUUUAUCUGUUGGCUGUUCCUUAGCUUCUUAUGCUUUCAGCACUUUAUCUUUUUAUUUUCAGCAGUCAAGUGGAAACAGGGUUUCAUAUGAUUUGUUUUGGGAAAUGGGUGAAAGCAAUGUGAAAGCUGAUAUUUUUGAGCAGAUAUACAGUAAGGUAGUUGAUUUUUCUGUAAAUCAUGAAAUAGAUUGUGCAGAUAGCUGCUUGCUUGAAGCUGUUGAUGCUUUGUAUAAGCAGAAAAAUAUGCAACAAGAAAGUUUUCAUCCUUUGAUGUUGGUUGUGUGGAAAAUUAUAAUGAAUACUCCUGUGAAAAUGCUUUCUCUUUGCCUGUACAAAAUGAAUGCAAAGAGAGCUAGAUUCUUACAUAUUCUCACCGAACUGAGCUCUCUGCAUUCAUCUAUAUUUGGGCAUUUAUUUUUGGGCAUAGUGAAGAGAAGUUUAGAUCAUGAUGUUGGGGUUGCCGAAGCUUUUGAUCUUAGUCUUUCAGAAGAUCAGUUUAUAUCACUUUUACCGACCUCUUUAUCAUAUUUGAGGUUAAUUUUGAAGAGAUUUGGGGAUCUGAGUCACAGAGAUUUUAAAAAGAUCCCGUACUUCUAUUCAAAAAUCCUUCUAAAAGGUUUUAGUCAGUGGAAGAGCUUUUUGUCCAAAGACAUAUUUGAGGAAGAGUAUGGAGAAUCUGUCCCAUCAUCUGUUCAAGAGCUUCUCUGUCUUACUGAUUGUAGUCUCCUUGGAAAAUCAAUCCAUAUGUUGCAGUAUCACUUUGCUCUUAAUGGAGAUUCUCUGAAACUGAAGAACCGUUUGAAGCUAUUCAAAUCCAUUUGGCCCACACUUGCCUUGCAUGAUGAGCUGAUGGACUGUCAUAGUCAAUGUAUUGAUAGUUAUUCUCUUUGCCAGUCUUUCAACAUAAUCAAUCACGUUGUCGCAAAGAUAUCACUUUGUAAAAUGUUACUGUUUCAUGAUGAAGAAGGUGGGGAUUUGAAAGAGGUUGCUCUGGAAAUGCGAAGCAAUUUGAAAGCAUCCAGGAUACAUUUCAUAAAUGUUUUGGUGAACAUUUGGCAGCUUAUUGUUCAGAAAUUUUCUUUAUCCUCUCAUCAGUCUGGAACAGGGAAAAGCACAAGCAUUUCGUUGCUAUAUAAUCACUUGGAAGUUUUUGUGUUAACAACCAUUCUUGAGUUGGCUGUAGAGAUACAAAGUGAUCUUAUUCAAUCACAUUCCAUUACUUUCCUUGAGAUAUUAUUCAGGUCUGCUCUUCUCUAUAGGUUCAGUGAUCCUAAGACAAUGAAAACCCUCCAGGUUAUAUUAACUCGGCUCAACGAGGGGAGGCUAUCAUAUGAUUUAUACCUUCAGUUAUUACUUGCUCACUCUCAGUUUGCUCCCACUCUCCAUUCAGCGCGCAGACCAGCUGGUUCGUUUUUGAAGCCUGUAUCCAGCAUUUUGAAAUGUAUUGCCAUUCCUUUUCUUGACCAUUCAGAAAAUAAUGUGAAGCACAAGGUGCUAACAACCAAGCUCUCUAAAGGACCAUUGGAAAUUGUUAAAUUGCUUUGGAUAAUCUUAUGGACAAAAGCUCGUGAAACUGAUUUAGAUUCUCAAAAUGAGAUUGGCAUAAAUUUAAAAGAGCUUCAUGCACUACUGAGUUAUUCAUAUGGUGCAACACUCAGUGAGAUUGAUUUGGCAAUAUACAAUGUGAUGAAACAAGUUGAGUCCUUGACUGGAUCAUGCCCUCAGAAUGUAAAGUUAAAUUCAGAAGCAAUUGAGGAAUGGACCAGAAGUCAGCAAAGGGACAACUUUCCAAUUGAUCCAGACGUAUGUGUGUCAACAGUGCUCUUUUUUCCUUAUGACAGAAGUACUUCUGAUGAAGUGCCAUCUGUAAACAAGAUUGAAAUUGACAAUGCCAGGAAAAAGAUACAUUCUUCUCAUGUUGAAGUUAGAGAACGUUAUGAUCCUGUAUUUAUCUUGCAAUUCUCAAUUCAUGGCCUGUCUAAAGCAUAUAUAGAGCCUGUAGAGUUUGCUGGGUCAGGUUUGCUUGCAAUUGCAUUUGUUAGCAUGUCUUCUGCAGAUCAUGGGAUACGAAGAUUAGCUUAUGACACACUUGUUAUAUUUAAGAAUGUAUUAGAGAAAUGCCAAAAGAGGAAGGAUGUAAUGGGACUCCGGCUUCUAAUGAAUUCUGUUCAAAACAGUAUUGAAGAGUCAUGGCGAAGAAUCCCAUCGGUUAUUGCUCUGUUUGCUGCAGAGGCAUCUUGUGUAUUGUUAGAUUCCUCGCAUGAUCAUUAUGCAGCUAUAUGCACGUUCUUGACACAGUCUUCUACGAUGAAUAUGAAGGUUAUACCUCUGUUUGAUAACUUUAUGUGGAGUUCAUCCGUCAAUUUCAAAGCAGAGAGAUCUUGGAUACUUCGGCUAGUAUAUGCAGGACUGAACUCAGAUGAUGAUGCCAUGAUAUAUAUCAGGAACUCUGCUCUUGAAAGUUUAAUGAGCUUUUAUGUCUCUCCUCUCUCAGAUGCUGUGUCAAAGGACCUGAUCAUUGAAGUGAUAAAGAAAUCCAUUAAAGUGCAAAAGAUUGCUCGUCAUCUAGUGAAACGUUGUUCUCUGUUUUCAUGGUUAUCUUCUCUCAUCUCAGUUACUAGAAGAGUUGGGCCUAAUGGAGAUGAAAAUAGAUUUUUCAUGAAGCAUAUAUUGGUAGUAUUGAAGGUGGUCAAUGAUGUUAUUUCGUCUGGAAGCAUGUCCAAGUGGCUGCAAAAUCAUGGCCUUGAGCAGCUCACUGAGCUUUCAUCUAAUCUAUUCAGUUUCAUACUCCAUGAUGUAACAAUGACAGAUGAAUCUACGGAAUUAGUUAAUCCUUUUCUACAGAUGAUAGUGUCGGUGUUGAAAUUCUCUCAGAAAAGGAAAAUAUGUCAGCCACGUUUCACCUUAUCAAUAGAGGGUUUAUACCAGAUAUACCAAGCUGGCAGUGUGUGUAAUCAAGCUACAAAAGGCAUUUACCCGGAUUUUGCUCUUGAAGCCAUACUUAUGAGCGCACCACCUAUUUCCAUUUUCUUAAUGGAUCAGGAAAGGCUUCGUAAUUUUAUUAUUUGGGCAAUUACAACUGCGUUAGCGUCGGAUUCUUCACAAAGGUUGAGGUCUAACGAGUCUCGCAUUUUUGUCAAAAAAGAACUAGGAGAAGAGUCUCGUGAUGACUCCUUAGUGUCAAAAUUUUUGCGUUGGUUAACAGCAUCAGUAAUCAAUGGGAAGCUUCAUAAAAAAUCCAAUGAUAUAUAUUCAGGGUUUACAGAAACACAUAAGCUAGAAUCCCUGCAUUCUUUACUGGUGCAUGUAGAAAAUACCUCAGGACAAAGACAUGAUAUUAAUAUUGGUUGUGAGGAGUUGCUCGCUUCAACAAUUUUCUAUCUCCAACUGCUUCCUGGUAUAAAUCAGGAACUUCUACCAUCAGUUGUAUCUGCUCUCUGUCUCCUAACUUUUGGUGCCUCUAAUUUACAAGUGGGAAGAACCAUUUUAUUGCAAGACUACAAUACUAUCAUAUCAUCAAACUCUUUAAGGGUACGAUGCCCUCUUGAAGCUAAUCCAGAUUGGAGAUGGUCGUUUUACCAGCCAAGGAAGAAUCAAUCACUGGAGCUCACUGGCACUGGUACAGAAAAUAUGGCAGAAUAUCAUGCUUGCCAAACUCUGUUGGUGGUUGUUGCAAAUGUGCUUGGUGGAAAGAAAUUAGAGUCAGCUUGUUUGUCCCCUCUAGAUGUUGAGAUAUCUUCCUUAAUCAAAUGGGAAAGAAGUUUAUUGAGAAACUGA
Molecule: messenger RNA, 7551 nt
Organism: Vicia faba (fava bean)
Lineage: Eukaryota; Viridiplantae; Streptophyta; Magnoliopsida; Fabales; Fabaceae
Source: the annotation of a GenBank genome assembly